This is a messenger RNA of Cololabis saira (Pacific saury), 4544 nucleotides long. RefSeq names its product zinc finger protein 501-like. The record is from RefSeq and is a predicted model, not a curated record. NCBI's taxonomy places the organism in Eukaryota, Metazoa, Chordata, Actinopteri, Beloniformes, Belonidae. The transcript has 2 exons. Gene Ontology annotation, molecular function: DNA-binding transcription repressor activity, RNA polymerase II-specific. The coding region runs from base 1 to 1320 and encodes 439 amino acids. Gene Ontology annotation, biological process: negative regulation of transcription by RNA polymerase II.
AUGGACUGGGAUCAGAUCCAGGACCAGAUCCAGGACCAGACCCAGGACCGGGGUCAGAACCAGGACCAGGAGUCCAGCAGGACCAAAGCGGACUCUUCCUCCGCUGGUCUGCAGAAACAUGAAGCCAAAGAGAGAACCACAAGUUACUGCUGUGAUAGGAGGGAUAAAGUCCUCACCACUGCACCAGGUCUGAAGGUCCGAAAGAGGAUUCACACUGAAGAGAAGCUGUACAGCUGUGAUCAGUGUGGGCGAGCUUUUACCACAUCAACUAUUUUAAAGUGUCAUCAGCGUAUUCACACCGGAGAGAAGCCGUACAGAUGUGAUCAGUGUGGUGUGGCCUUUACCAUGUCAGGUCAUCUAAGGAGUCAUCAGCGUAUUCACACUGGAAGUAAGCCUUACAGAUGUGAUCAGUGUGGUGUGGCUUUUACCACGUCAGGUAAUCUAAGGAGGCACCAACGUAUUCACACUGGAUAUAAACCGUACAAAUGUGAUCAGUGUGGGGCAGCUUUUACCCAACAAGGUGAUCUAAGGAAUCAUCAGCGUAUUCACACUGGAGAUAAGCCUUACAGAUGUGAUCAGUGUGAGGCAGCUUUUAACCGACAAGGUAGUCUAAGGAGUCAUCAGCGUAUUCACACUGGAGAGAAGCCGUACAAAUGUGAUCAGUGUGGGGCAGCUUUUACCCGACAAGGUGAUCUAAGUAGUCAUCAGCGUAUUCACACUGGGGAUAAGCCGUACAGAUGUGAUCAGUGUGGGGCAGCUUUCACCACAUCAAGUAAUUUAAGAUCCCAUCAGCGUGUUCACACUGGAGAUAAACCGUACAAAUGUGAUUAUUGUGGGGCAGCUUUUACCCAACAAGGUGAUCUAAGGAGUCAUCAGCGUAUUCACACUGGAGAGAAGCCUUACAGAUGUGAUCAGUGUGGGGCAGCUUUUAACCGACAAGGUGAUCUAAGGUGUCAUCAGCGUUUUCACAAUGGAGAGAAGCCGUACAGAUGUGAUCUGUGUGGGGCAGCUUUUACCCAACAAGGUGAUCUAAGGCGUCAUCAGCGUAUUCACACUGGAGAUAAACCGUACACAUGUGAUCAGUGUGGGGCAGCUUUUACCGAACAAAGUAGUCUAAGGAGUCAUCACCGUAUUCACACUGGGGAUAAGCCUUACAGAUGUGAUCAGUGUGGGGCAGCUUUCACCAAAUCAAGUAAUUUAAGAUCCCACCAGCGUAUUCACACUGGAGAUAAAACAUACAAAUGUGAUCAGUGUGGGGCAGCUUUUACCCAACAAGGUAAUCUAAGGAGCCAUCAGCGUAUUCACACUGGAAAUAUUUAAUAUUUCCAGUGUUAUAUUUAUAUAAUUGCAAGAGAAAGAAGAAAGUCAGAACACGGUUACCUAUGCACAGCAAAGAGAUUGAAAAUGCAUAGUUCUUGAGGGCGCUAUAGAGCAUGGUAUGGUGUAGAUGCAAUUUCCUUGAGCUCCCUUCCAAUACGUUGAGAUUCAAUCAAUAUAACAAUUUUUCAAUAACUUGUACCCGCUAAAAAAUUGUGCAUUACACUUACCUAUUGCAUGUGCACACAUGAGUACCAGGAGAGGUCUGGAAAAGCAGUCUGGUGUUAAGAAAACACAGUCUGCAAAUCCAGCGACGGAUGCUAAUGCUAGCGCUCAAAUGGACGAUAUCCCAGAGCUAACCCCACUUGCGCCGAAAGAUAACCCCGAGACUUCCACUGUUCUCCGGGCUAUAAAUGACCUGAGCAGAAGGAUGGAUGGCCGAUUCAAUAAGCUAGAGGUGUCCCUGCAAGUUAUCCAGGUCACACUGACUGAGUACGACACUCGGUUUUCUACUGUGGAAGCGACCUGCAGCGACCACGACACGCGGCUGGACGAGUUGACACUGCAGUGGCUACAGCUGGAGGCUAGUCACAAGUUGUUCAAACUCCAAGUGCGCUCCAGAUGCCAAAAUAUAAAGGUAGUGCGUCUGCCGGAGAGAGCCGAGUGCAAAAACUCUGUGGACUUUUUGGCAAGUUUCUACGUGAUCUGCUGGGCCCCGCUCACUUCCCCACCCCGAUCGAGGUGGACAGAGCGCACUGAAUGGGACCACUGCCGUCAGACAGGGGGGCACGUCCUCGUAUCAUAACAGCCAGGAUCAUUAUGCACUGGACAAAUGUUAAACGUGGUUUGUUUUAAACUAUGUGCCUUACCCUUAUAGAAUAUGGUGCUUUAUUGUCUGGGUUUUCACCAUUGAGUAACAUUAAGCACUGAGCUGAUGUUAAACUCAUGCCGUGUUUCUUUACAACAUUCCACAUCAAUGUUUGGGUAUGUUUUUUUUUUUCUAUUCACGAAACUGAUAUGUUUCGAAUGUUAUUUACUACUUGUUAUUGGAGGGGAUACCACAUUAAGUUAGACAACUAGUGGUAUUGCUGUUUAGUGGUUAGACUUUUAGCUACCAUAGUGACAUAGGACCCUACAGGACGGUAUGUUAGGACCUUUUCUCUCGCUUUGUUUAGGAAAGUGGGAGUUUUGGGCUGGGUAAAUGUAUGUUCACUUGUGGCGCUUUUGCACUAGUCCCGCUUCCGCCCGGGUCGGCUCGUCGCGGCUCCACCCGUUUUGUCCUCGUUUGUUUUUCCACAGCCAGGUGAGAAGUGGGCAGGUUGGGGUGAAGCUGCUGUGACGUACUCGAUUGCGCAACACCUUUGUUUGUGUCGGCGCAGAUGAGAAAUCAGCUGGAGCCGCGAGCGGCUGAGAAAAAAACAGCCCGUCUACAUCCCUUUUUUAAUUUUCUCGACAGCCACCAGGUUUAUGAACAUCUGCACCUCAGAGUUGGAUCACCAAACAGACGUUUGUGCUGUAUAAUAAAAUCGCUGCGAGCCGCGAGUCGCCUCGCGCUGACUCCCGCUUCCUGAUUCAAACGUUUGACGGCCCCGCCCCCCGACCAAUCGGUGGCGAGGAGGGUGGUGACCUCAGAAAUAGUCCCAGCUCAGCCCGGUAAGAACCUCGCCAGAAUGGUUACAGAAAAUGUAUCUGCUUGGAGCGGCUUUACCCGUCUCAGCCCUAGUGCAAAAGCGCAAAACGGGGCCGUGGCGGGUAGAACCGAGGUGAAGCGGGACUAGUGCAAAAGGGCCAUUGGUGUGGGUCUUUUUUUUUUUUGCGUUUAUGGUGUUUUCAUGUUUGGGGCAUUUUAUACUGUCACUGUCUGCAUAACACAGGUUACACCUUUUUAUGGCACCUAGAAACAGAGAUGAGGGUAUCAAUUUGGUCAGCUGGAAUGUUCGUGGUCUAGGUCAUUCAAUUAAGCGUGCUAAUGUGUUUUCACAUCUUAACUGCUGUUGGGCUACUGUUCAUGUGCUCAUGUGAACUCUGAACUUAUGAAGGCUCAUAGACAUUUUGUGAAUGAGUAUUUGACUUUAAAAACGGCUCAACCCGAAAUCAGCUUUAAUUUUCCUCCUAAAAUGGCCGCCUUGAAAAACUACUAGGACCAGCGUGCCUUGGGGGGGGGGGUCGGCGCCUGAAGAGGCACGCGUCCAAUCACUGGGCUGGCACUGGAUACGUCACGCAGCGCGUUGAGGACAAAUCUCCGCUUCUCCCACAUCUUUUUCUCUUCCUCUCAACCUUUCAUCUGAGCAGUUGGUCCGCUCUUGGCUCCGUGCCAAAGGGACGUCGGACCAGGCCGACCUUCCCCCCCCAAAGGGAGGGGGGGGGGAUCCGAGGCGCACCCGCAUCGGGACGGGCCUGGGGAUCCGCACGCUGAAGCUGCGGCCCCGGAGCACGGCAGCGCUCCAGCUCUCUCUAUUUCUUAAUAACUUUCCUCUGAGCUCUUUUUCCCAGGAGGGUCCAAUCCUCCGGCAGCGCAUCCACAUCAGCUCGAGAGCUAGAUUCUCCCGCGUCCAUGAGCUCGCGCCUCGGUGAUGAAACGGGGGCGGCCCUAAUUACAGUGGACUGUCCCGCACCAGGAGGCCACGUCAAGAGGCUCCGUAGAUCCGGAGAGAUCUACCCGGCUGUUGCACCGUGCAAGGCAUAGGACAGAGGAACCGAGCCGCAUGGUGGAGCCGAGCCGAACCGAAGCUCUCCUACACCGUAAAGCCCCCGCAGAAACCUGAUCACCCCCGACAGAGCCCGCAGCCCAGAUCCGAAACCGAGGAAGCGUGAGGUUUUAUGGUUCUGGGGAUCAGUGUAAUCUAGAGCAGUUCAGAGCUAAAUUUGUGUUUAAUGAAGUUACUGUUCGUAUUACUGUGCAACGCCGGCAACUAACGGCAUCAUUAUCAUCAUUAUUGUGUUAGUUUAUUUUGUGGCGCAAUUCUUCGCCAGUUAUUCACGUUUUAAACGCUGUGUUUGUCAUCCCGUCUGAUUGCACGUGGCGUGGCGAGGGCCCCGCCAUCUUUAAAUAAUACAGCCAAUUUUGGCCGGCCACGUGCAACCACGUUGUUUAUUAUUGUUUUUGAUUUCUUUUCAUUCAUGCAGUUUCAUUUUUAUUUUUAUUGUUUUUGUUUUUCUUGUUAGUUAAUAGUUUUAUGUUUUAACUAGUGUGCCAUCAGGAUUUAUUCAAUGGUGUCGCCUUUCCA